This is a messenger RNA of Dibothriocephalus latus, 1845 nucleotides long. Lineage: Eukaryota; Metazoa; Platyhelminthes; Cestoda; Diphyllobothriidea; Diphyllobothriidae. The record is from the annotation of a GenBank genome assembly.
AGCAACGAUUUGGGCUCCUUCAAAUUUCAAAGCCAUUCUCUGCCAGUAUCGGUCUCCAUCUGCCUGCACCGAAUUGUCCCCUAUCGCGGAUCUUCCAAAUCGAUCUCCAAUAGUUUGAGUAUUUUUCGUCUUUUGAAUACGGCUGACCGACAUCCAGUUCUAGGAAUCCUAAAGACUGUCGUUUCAGGUCAGCUGGGAGUCAAACGCUUCCGCCUAGGUACGGUGAGUCCUGGUGCCCUAGCAGUGGUGGCCUUCUAUCCCACAGAAGUUACUGAACGUCCCGAUUCUGGACGCUCAUUAAUCCUUUAUUUUAGCCUAAUCUGUGACUGCUUCUACCCGAAUUCGGGCGGAGUGGAAAAUCAUAUUUAUCACCUGGCCCAAUGCCUUUUGUUGCGCGGUCAUCGGGUCAUUAUCGUGACCCACGCCUACGGCGAGGACUGGCAGCGUCAGGGCGUCCGCUACAUGGCGCGUGGUUUAAAGGUUUACUAUAUUCCCUACCGACCCUUCUACAACUUAUCCGUAUUCAUCACCGUCUUCGGUUUGCUUCCUGUCAUACGAGACAUACUGAUCCGUGAGAACGUCGAUGUGGUCCACGGUCAUUCGGCCUUCUCUCCACUGGCGCUGGAGUCGCUGAUGCAUUCUAAGGCUCUUGGUUUGCGUACCAUCUUCACAGACCAUUCUCUCUUCGGCUUCGCCGACCUCUCCUCAGUCCUUGCCAAUAAAGCUCUCUUCCUCUUCCUGAAUGUUGUUGACAAUUUUAUUUGUGUGUCCAAUGUGGCCAAAGAAAAUAGCGUGCUUCGCGGUGGCAUGAAUCCGGAAUGCGUCUUCGUCAUCCCCAAUGCAAUCGACUCGUCUGCGUUUACGCCUGAACCGAGUGCCCGGGAUCCGGAAAACACGGACACGAUGGGCAGACGUGGAGCCUGCCCCAGAGCUGCACGAUGCAUUUGGCUUUAUUGUGUAGGUGGCGACGGUCCAAAACGUCUGGUUCUUGAGGAAAUGCUUGAAAGGCACAAGUUGCAUUCACGGGUUCAACUCCUGGGCUCUCUUCCACACCACAAAGUUCGUGAUGUCCUCGUUAAAGGCGAUAUUUUCCUAAAUACCUCUCUGACCGAGUCCUUCUGCAUUGCAAUCGUGGAAGCCGCAAGUUGCGGCGUCGUCCGUGGACAUGUCCUUAGCUCAGUACUGAGUGUGGAUGUUCCUUUUCACUUUGGAGCUACGAUCUCAAAACGCGAAGUCAUUGAUAGUGUCUUUGAGGCUCGUUUCCUCGAACUUGCCCAUGAAGACAUUCGCGAGGAAUGGUCCAAGUGGCUUCUAGUGGUGAGUACUGCUGUUGGCGGUGUUCCCGAGGUGUUGCCCCCACACAUGCUACGUCUGGCCCCAGUGAGCGCGUCUGGUCUGGCUGGCACGCUGGCAGAUGCGAUAGAAGAGGUGCGUCAACAACGCAUUAUAUGGACCCAGGAGAGCCGCCCUCCCUCUUCUUUGGACAUCUCACCGUCAAUCUCACCAUCGAGCAAAGAUGUGGAUCAGAGUGAAUCGCAAAGCGUUACUACCGUAUCUACUGUCGACUCUGUUCUCGAGCCUGAGAUUGUCGACGCUCCCAGCUGCCAGACCGCAGUAAACGACCCCCUUCAGCAACGUAAUCUCGAGUCAGUAUCAAAACCGUCUUGGCCACCCGUCUCCGCCUCUAAACAAAUUUGGCAGAGGCAUCGAGAAGUGGGAAAAUUAUACACCUGGCAAAAUGUUGCCGAAAGAACUGAAAAGGUCUACCUCACUGCGAUGAGCCAUCCUCGUGGCUCUACCACAACCGGCAUGCUCGCGUACGUUCUAUUUACUGGAAUAAAGUGA